ACGGGACUUGGUGGCUGAGCGUGAACGGACAAGUGAGAAAUCAGCUUUUUUCAUGGUUUAAGGUUACUAAAUGUUUAAUGGAAGUGUGUGAAAGUGUUGUUUAAUGUGACUUGACACUGUAUCUGUUGUUAGAUACGCGCGUUAUAGCAAAACCUUCGGCAAACUCUUUACUUUUUGUCGGGACCUGUCACGGGUGAAACUGAGAGUCCGCUCAACCACGUCGACAAACAAAACAAAAACAAAACGUCGGACUGACAGUCCUGUGGUGCAAGACUGAAUCCGACAACAUUGUAAAUAGACGGUGAGUCAGACAACAAAGAACUGGCCUGGACGGAACUGUAAGGUGGAGAGUCAGUCCAGAAAUAGAGCAGAAUAAAAAUUUUGCGAUUUUAUAUACUCCCAGCCACGUCGUGUGCACCACGUUGUGAAGGCUGUCAUCAUCUGGUACUUCAGAGGAAGUAGGCGGGUUGAUCUGCUACACGCUGUAAGCGGCCAUCCCACCUAACUUCACGUCAAAUUUAGCACGAUGGCAGUUGACAUGCCGGCCUCACAGGUGCUGGAUAUGCUAUUUGACCAGAGUGACGGUAUACUUCGUGACGAGGAACCCAAAAUACAGACCAUCAACAUGAUGGAUUUGGACCUAUUCUCACUGGACACGAUUGAUACCAGUGACCAGUGUCUUGAAACUCCGGUGAUGUUCUCCAAGCAGUUGCCCUCUCCUAACUUCACUGACAGGGAGAGUGUGAAUGAGAAGUCGCCCUCUCACAGCGACAGCGGUGUAUCGCUGGACUGCCCAACGGAUUCUCCAUCCGGGUACAGCGAGGAGCAGUACGGGUCUAGCGGCAGUCCUGGCACUUUCACCGAUCCCCUGUCCCAGGGCAGUCCCCUUGGGCUGGAUUACUUCAACUUUGAUGACACCACCUUUGACACUACAGAGAACAACGCCCUGCUGUCAGAUACAGAAAUACUGAACCAACUUAAUGCCAAUUUCUCCAUUGAUCUUGAUUUGCCUGGUGAGCCUUUGAACACUGACUUGAGCUUUGACUCAACACUGCCCACUGCUGUUGUUUCACAGCCGACCACUGUGAUCACUUCUACCACCCCCAACACUAAGACUACAACGAUCAAGGUGUUGUACCAGGGAAACGGCAAGAUCACCACUCUACCCUUCACCGUCAAAGACAUCACAACAAGUACACCGAUAAUCAACAACACAGCCAAGGUGCCUGAGCUUCAACUGACAGAAGAAGAGAAAGAUUUGCUGUCAAGAGAAGGCGUGGCUUUGCCUACUGAUUUGCCACUGACUAAAGAGGAGGAGAGAGCCCUGAAAAGUGUGAGACGCAAAAUCAGAAAUAAGGUUUCUGCCAAGGAAAGCAGGAAGAGGAAGAUUGAGUAUGUGGAUGGUUUGGAAAAGCGGGUCAAAGUCAGCACACAGGAAAACAGCCAGCUGAAGAAACGGGUAGAGGUGCUAGAAAAACAGAAUGUAUCUCUUAUCACCCAGUUGAAGAAGUUACAAGCCCUUGUCUUAGCUAAGACAACGAAACCUGCCCAGACAACAACCUGCCUCAUGGUGCUAGUUUUGUCCUUCAUGUUCAUCAUGCUGCCAAAUACCUACAAUCCAUUUGGGGACCAACCUGGAGGUCAGAGGUCAAAGUUCGGUCAUGUGCCACUCCCAGGGAAAUCUCGGAGCUUGUUACAAGAGACAAACAAGAUGCAGACAACAGACGACCCUUAUGGCGUGUCUCGCUGGCCCUUGCCACCAUGGGAAGAACCCACCCAGACACCCACUGUGACCAUCACCGAAGCUGUGGAGAGUGUUCAACCAGAUGCAGACACAGCUCCCUCUAGUGAACAGGUAGAGGUUGUUAUGUCCAUCGGGAGGAGAGUACUGGCAAAGACAUCCGUAUUGGAAAAUGAAACAGAGGCCACCUUGGAUGUCGGCACGAUAGAGAACGCUAAUAUUCGGCGAGACAAAGCUCAGUCUGAUUUGUAGCUGAGUGGUUUUAUUGAACCUUUUCAUGUUACUCAGAGCUGUUAACAUUUGGUGUACAUAUAUUUUAUUAAGGUAUUUCAUGUACUUGUCAUGAAUUAUGUCAUGUGAUUGGCGCACAUGUGAUAAGACGUUUAUCAUGUUUAAUAUCAUACAGAUGCAGAUCUUGUCCUAGGUGGUCUGCUUUCUUUUAACAGUAUUGCUGGGAUUUUAUUGUGGUUUGUAAGCUAAAUUUACUUUAAAAGUAAGCUUGACUAGAUAGUAUUGCUGCAUGUAUAUGGCAGUGCCUGUUUUCUAAUCUCAUUUAGAAGUACACAGAACUUGAUAGUAGUGGACACAAUUCUGUUUCAGAAACAGAAUAUGUUUGUUCUUGCUUCCAAUAAGAGUCUGUAAAUCCCAGGUGCCUGUUUGGAAUUUUUUACCAUACUUAAUCUGUUUCUAUGACUUCAUUGCUCCAUGUUGAACAUGAUUGACUAUCUUGCCGGCAGGAGUUUCAUUACUGUUGUGAUCUUUAUUAGGUGUUUCCUAUAUAUUGAAAGAAUGAACAAAAUUUUAUUAUGGGUGACGUUCAGCAAGUUCUUACUUAAAGUAAGUCCUCUGGUUUUUGCCUCAGAAAUGUGAAUAAGUUUAUGAAAGGACUGCAGUCAUAUCAAUGUGUAUGUUGUUGAUUAAUGCAUACAGUUGUUGCACUCAUUAGUUCCUAAUCAGACAUUUCAUUAUGAAGCCCUACUUCAACUGGACUUUAUCAUUUUCAUAUCUCAUUUGUAAAUAAUUUCACCUCCAUGAAGAUUUGUCUUGACCAAACUUGUAAUGUAAAUAUCUAUUCAUUAUUAAGCAUGUUGGAAACUUUCUGUUCACAAUCAGCAGCCUCAGGAACAUUUUACAACUUCUUUCAACAAGACAAGAAUCUAGAAUACUUCAGGUUUUUUCUUCCUCUUGUGACAAGUGAUUUUCAUUGUAGAAGUUCACACUCUGAUAUAUUCGUUUAUGCUCAAAAUUGACUAUCUCUGAUUCUUUACAUCUAUCUUUGACCUUUUCACUGUUGUGCUAUUGGUAACUGUGCUGUUGUUAAAUAUGAACAUUGUUAAUAAAACAAUUUCACGUACAUAAA
Molecule: messenger RNA, 3101 nt
Organism: Liolophura sinensis
Lineage: Eukaryota; Metazoa; Mollusca; Polyplacophora; Chitonida; Chitonidae
Product: cyclic AMP-responsive element-binding protein 3-like protein 3-B
Exons: 8
Coding region: 527-1993 (488 amino acids)
Biological process (GO): regulation of transcription by RNA polymerase II
Cellular component (GO): nucleus
Molecular function (GO): DNA-binding transcription factor activity, RNA polymerase II-specific; RNA polymerase II cis-regulatory region sequence-specific DNA binding
Source: RefSeq, a predicted model, not a curated record